AUGGCUUUGCACCUUUUCGCAUUGCCAUUUGCGGUACCCUUAUCGACCACUUCCACUUCCACCUCCACCUCCACCUCCACCUUUUCGUCCGCCCUCCCAACCCUUUGCUUCUGCCACCAGCACCGUCCACCCUUCUUGCGCCAGAGGAGGAUAAAGAGAAGUAUAAGUAGUGCAGGACGUGCAUUUGUUGGUAAGGAAGACACCGAAGUGAGUGUCACUUCCACCCAAGAAGCCCAGCAAAACAACGACUCAGACCCUGAUCCCCAAGACGUCGAAUACGUCUCCCAAAUCAAGAGAGUUUUGGAGCUUCUCAGGAGAAACCGAGACAUGCUUUUUAGCGAGGUAUUUCUCUCUCUUCCCUUUCCCUUUGCUUCAUAA
Molecule: messenger RNA, 378 nt
Organism: Ilex paraguariensis (yerba mate)
Lineage: Eukaryota; Viridiplantae; Streptophyta; Magnoliopsida; Aquifoliales; Aquifoliaceae
Source: the annotation of a GenBank genome assembly